Molecule: messenger RNA, 1276 nt
Organism: Chilo suppressalis (striped riceborer)
Lineage: Eukaryota; Metazoa; Arthropoda; Insecta; Lepidoptera; Crambidae
Source: the annotation of a GenBank genome assembly
CGCCUAUUUUGACAAAUCUUUCAUACGUCAAAAGUCGAGUUGAAAUGUGUGGAGUUCAGUUUUGCUAUUAAUUUAAAUUAAUACUUCCUCAGUGUAUAAGUUCCUACAAUUUUGAAAAUAUGUUCUCUAAUACUGCAGUCUUAUGUUUAAUUUACUUUACCUCAGCCCUGGUUCUAACACUAGCCGGUCGCGACUUUUAUCUUAUAUUAGGUGUUUCGCGUUCAGCAAGUACGAAUGAAAUUAAAAAAGCUUACAGAAAAUUAGCAAAAGCUCUACAUCCAGAUAAAAACCAAGACGACCCUGAUGCUUCACAGAAAUUUCAAGAUCUUGGUGCCGCAUAUGAAGCUCUUUCCGACUCUGAAAAACGCGAGCUGUAUGAUCGUUGUGGUGAAGACUGUCUCAAAAAAGAUGGCAUGAUGAACAAUAAUGAUCCCUUCGCAAGUUUCUUUGGUGAUUUUGGAUUUCAUUUUGGUGGUGAACCUCAACAACAUGAAACUCCAAGAGGGGCGGAUGUUGUGAUGGAACUAACAGUUUCAUUAGAAGAACUUUAUAAUGGUAACUUUAUAGAAAUAACUCGCAAUAAACCAGUCAUCAAACCGUCUUCGGGCACAAGAAAAUGUAAUUGCAGACAAGAAAUGGUGACUCGCAAUCUUGGACCAGGGCGCUUUCAAAUGAUGCAGCAGACUGUUUGUGAUGAAUGUCCAAACGUAAAGUUUGUUAAUGAAGAAAGAUUAUUAGAAAUCGAGGUAGAAGUUGGGGCUCCCGACGGUCACAAAUCUAGGUUAAGAGGGGAAGGUGAACCCCAUGUAGAUGGAGAGCCUGGAGAUCUAGUCAUUGUUUUCAGAACUGAAAGACAUCCACAGUUCACACGAAGAGGUGAUGAUCUGUAUACUAAUGUCACUAUAUCAUUACAGGAUGCAUUGACAGGUUUCACACUUGACUUGAUGCACUUAGAUGGACAUAAAGUAACAGUUUCUCGGGAUAAAGUCACAUGGGCAGGUGCACGUGUUCGUAAGAAGGGUGAAGGCAUGCCUAAUUUCGAAAAUAAUAACCUCCACGGUAAUUUAUAUGUCACAUUUGAUAUUGAUUUCCCUAAACAAGACUUUACCGAUGAAGAUAAAGAAGCAUUGCGGAAAAUACUCAAACAGUCACCAAAUAAUAAAAUAUACAAUGGACUAUAGUGCACAUUGCCAGAUAAUUUAUUUUAAGUAGUGAAUUUGAGUAAUGCGAUAUGAACAAAUGUUUGUGUGAUUCCAGGAUUUACAAGUUACAUGUG